AUGUUUAUGUCUGUGCAUUGACAAAGCAAGCUGCGGCAUUGUUCGACGGUAAGCAGAGGAACUGCCGAAGAAGAAAAAAGGAAUAAUGAAAGGGUGAAGAUUGUGUCCAGAUUGAGAGAGUCGUCUGUGAGAACAGACUCAGAAGAAAAGCAGCCGCUCAGCAGUGGGAUGGAUCCUGACUACUAAAGAGGGGGAGAGAGAGAGAGAGGCUGAGAGAGCAAGAAAUGGGGGAGUGGUGGGAGAGAGCGACAGGAGGAGAGAGAGCGAGAGGUUUCACACGGCAGAAUAUAAAUCUGUAUGUUAACGGGACUAAAGCUCGGGGGUCUCGAAGCGCUUUUUGGGGUGGUGCUGGUGGGGGUGGUCAUGAAGCAUCAAGAGGUGGUCUUCUCCGUUAACUGAGGAUCUGUGCAAAAAAGGAAGUGGAACGUGUGGAAUCUUGUGAACGCCGGUUGUCAAGCACAGUGGUGCGCUGGUCGGAGGUCUCUGACCCCCCCUCAUUUUCAUUUCUUGGAAGAAAAACGCUAAAGAGAGACGAGAGAAAAAGGGAAGGUAGCAGCGAGGGACCAGUGAGCCGCUUCUCUCUUUAUUACCUUCAUUCACAAAACCGUUGCAUCCCAUUAUCACGGCGAUGUAGAGGCAUUCUCUCAGAUUGGAGGAGGAAUGGUCCCAUUGACUGCUGGAGGCUUAGCACCUCUUUCUAAAUGCUAACCCUUUUCAUUGCAGUCCCCCUCCCUGUCAUCUCUCGCCUUUUUUUCCUUUAAAUUUGCUGUUUUUCUGAGUUCCUUCUGUUUUUCUUUCCAACUGUGUAAUUAAAUGAGUUUGGGAUCGAAGGCUUUUUGCUCUGAUACAAGUGGGUGUUUCUGUCAUUGUGUUUUGGUGCGCGUCCACAAAGGACAGCUAAGCUGAGAGACAGCUUUGGAGAUAAUAGAACGGCAGACUAAAAGAGAAGGAGGGAGACCAGGGAUUCAUGUGCAAGCUGCAGACCAACGGCAUGACAUCUGCGAUAAAACGAAAACUGUCACAGAGACUGACAACCAUCUUAAAGUAGCCAUCCAGUACAACAUUACUACUUCUUUUGGGGAAAACAAGUCAGUUUGCCAAAGCGUCACUGUUGGCUGACUCCGCUGUUCUUGUUGCUAAGCAAAGCCUCCAACUUGAAGUUCUUGAGAAGACGGCACUGAGCAUCACUCUACAGUCAUGAAAGGAAGCUCUGAGGAAAGCAUUGAGAGUGCCAGGCCCUCCAAUCUGCAAGCUUUCGCCAAUAUAUCUACCCUUCAUGGCAUGAGUCACAUAUUUGCCUAUGGGCACAUGACAUUUCGUCGAUUCCUCUGGACUCUGUCAUUCCUGGGAUCGUUAAGCUUACUGAUGCUGGUCUGCAUGGAUCGGGUGGUAUAUUAUCUAGAAUACCCUCACGUCACCAAACUAGAUGAAGUGGCAGCCACGAACCUGACUUUCCCAGCAGUUACUUUCUGCAAUCUUAAUGAAUUCCGCUUCUCCAAAAUCACCAGAAAUGACCUCUAUCACGUCGGGGAGCUCUUGGCCCUCCUCAAUAACGACCACCAAAUAGCCAACCCUCACUUAGCUGAGCCGGAAGUUCUGGCUGCACUAAAGGACAAGGCAAACUUCAACAACUUUAAACCCAAACUUUUCAACAUGACUGAUUUCUAUAACCGGACAGGACAUGACAUCAAUGACAUGUUACUACAAUGCACCUUUCGAGGAGAGGAUUGCUACGCCAUGAAUUUCACCACAAUCUACACUCGUUACGGGAAAUGUUACACCUUCAACUCGGGAUUGGACGGCAACCCUCUGCUGACGACGCUGAAGGGCGGAACGGGGAACGGCCUGGAAAUCAUGCUGGACAUUCAGCAGGAUGAGUACCUGCCUGUGUGGGGAGAGACAGAUGAGACAUCCUAUGAGGCUGGCAUAAAGGUACAGAUUCACUCUCAGUCAGAGCCGCCUUUUCUCCAUGAGCUGGGCUUUGGGGUCGCCCCCGGCUUCCAAACGUUUGUUUCCACCCAAGAGCAGAGGCUUCAGUACCUCCCACCGCCCUGGGGAGACUGUAAGUCCACCCCCAUAGACUCUGAAUUCUUCUCCACGUACAGCAUCACUGCAUGCCGCAUUGACUGUGAAACCCGGUACCUGCUGGAGAACUGUAACUGCAGGAUGGUUCACAUGCCAGGAACUUCAACAGUUUGCACACCCGACCAGUACAAAGACUGUGCUGACCCCGCUUUAGACUUUUUGGUAGAGAAAGACAACAAUUACUGUGUCUGUCAGACCCCCUGCAACAUGACUCGCUAUGGCAAGGAACUGUCCAUGGUUAAGAUUCCCAGUAAGGCAUCUGCUAAAUAUCUGGCUAAGAAAUUCAACAAAACUGAGCAGUAUAUUGGAGAAAAUAUUUUGGUGUUGGACAUCUUCUUUGAAGCUCUGAAUUAUGAGAAAAUUGAACAGAAGAAGGCCUAUGAAAUCGCCGGGCUCCUCGGUGACAUUGGUGGUCAGAUGGGGCUGUUUAUUGGAGCCAGUGUUCUGACAAUACUGGAGAUUUUUGACUACUUAUAUGAGGUGUUUAAGGAUAAGGUUCUGGGUUACUUCCUGCGCAAGAAACGGCCGCAGCGUUGUCCGAGUGACAAUCUGGAUUUUCAAGAGAACCCAACCAGCCCUGGUGUCACGACUAAUCAUGCCCCCAGAGCACCUGCGACACACUCCGGAGUCACUCGGACAGCCUCGGAUUCACGCCGAACAUGUUACCUCGUCACCCGACUCUAGGCAACUUCGAGGAGUUCGCCUGUUGACGGCGUAAAGCGAGGCGGCGUCGGGGCACAUCGGAGACGGCAAACUGUGAAAUCAUGUGCAUUUACAAGAGAAAGUUCAUGUUAACACAGAAGAAGAAGAUUUAAACAAAAAAAAGAUGAAACCACUUCCAAAACACAACUCAGGUUCGUCUGCCGUGUCGAGGCGUCGCUUUCUGUUUGUCCCUUACAGUUGAUUUGUCAUCGAAGGAAUUAUUUUAAGAUUCUCAUCAAAUAACAAAGUUGAUCAUCAUCUAACCAACUAUUUAAGCUCACAUAACAGUAGUUUAAAGCGACAAACUCUUUUUUUAUGUAAAAAUCUGAGUCACAUGAUGUUUCUAAUGGAUCCAAAUGAUCCUCGCAUCUAUAAUCAAAGUUUCCAGAAUAUUCACUGUGAUCUUCGGAGGUUCUCUCCCUGACUCCGCCUCUGCUGUUGCUUUUAUGAGUCUCGUGUGACUGUCUACCUUCUUUUUUUGUGAAAUUAAAUUUCUUCCAGACGUGGAAUUCUUUAAAGGAAAGCGAUCCAGCAGAGAUUAGUCUGUUGAUUUGUGUCCAUUAAUACUGUAUGACUGUAUUCAGAGCACUGGACGGUGUUUCUUGUUGCCUUUUGUCCCAAUGAGGCUGUGAAUUCCUUAAAAAACUGUGCUUAGUGAUUUAAAAACACUGUUGGAACUUGACUGUACAAAUGCAAACGUUUGGUUCAUGAAGGUCGGAGGUACAUGUCAAAACGUUUUAUUAUCUAAACUUAAAUCUUUGAUAUCCGGCUGUUUUAAGACUAACUAGUAAAGCUCAAACUAUAAGGAUUUUUUCUGGAUUACAUCACUCUUCCACAUUAGCUCACUCAAACAUUAGUUAACGAUUAACAGUAAGUUCUUUACCAGUUUACAAAUUACUCACAUAAAAAAGAACAGUAAACCAGAUAUGUUCACUAGUUAACUAGGUAAUUUUGGCACUAGCCAACUAGUGAGGUUUACAGGAGCAUUACUAGUGAACUAGAAACCUAGAAAAUAGACAUAUGACAAGUUAUGUAGUGACCUUUUUAGAUUGUAACUACUUAACUAGUAAACACAAACAGCCCCAUCAGUAAACUAGUUCACAUUUUUAAACAUUAUUGGUUAACUAGUUCACAUUUUUGGCAUUCACUAGUUAACUAGUGGACUUUUUGCACCUCACUUGUUAACUAGCUGACAGUAAGUUCUUCACUAGUGACCUAUACUGAAAUGCACUAGUAAACUAGUAAUAAAAUAAUGUGCUUACUUGCUAACUAGAGGGAUUUUGCAUUGCACUAGUUAACCUGUGCAAAUUGUUUUUCUCACGAGUCAACUAGUUAGCAUUUUGCAUGUCAAUAAGAUUGCACCAGUAUUUCACACUAGUGAAUAUCGCGACCAAAAUUUGCUCUAAUUACCUAGUGAGGUUUACAGUAGCCUUACUGGUGAACUAGAAACUAGAAAACUAGAAACUUUAUGUUUGACUAGUUAUGUAGUGACCUUUAAGAGUGUAACUAUUUUGGUAUUAAGCAUAAACAGGCCCAUUAGUAAACAAGAGCUAGUUUGCUCUAGUUCAUUUGAAAACAUUACUGUAUAACUAGUUCACAUUUUUGUCAGUUACUUGUUAACUAGUAGGCUUUUUGCACUGCACUAGUUUAUUAGUGCAGAUUUAUUAUCUGACUAGUUAACUAGUAAGACUUACAUAUGUCUCACUAGUCAGUUAGUUUGCAUUUUGCAUGUCACUAGUGUCGCAGUAGUAAACUGGUUUGAUAAUGUUGUCGCACUAGUUAACUAGUGAGGUUUUUAGGAGCCUUACUAGUGAACUUGUAAAAAAUUUGAAUGUGACUGAUUAAUUGGUGACCUUAUUAAAGUGUAAUUAGUUUACUAGUAGGCACAAAUGGGGCACACUAGUAAACUAGUAGACAUAAUUAACUAGUUCACUUUUUUGGCUGUCACUAGUUAACUGGUGGGAGUUUUGCAUCGCAGUAGUUAACUUUUACACAUUUUUGUCUCUUACUAGUUAACUAUUAAGACUUACACACGUCUCACUAGUAAACUAGUAACUAGCAUUUUGCAUGUUACUAGUACUGCACCAGUAUAUCAAACUAGUAAACUAGUGCGAAAUUGUGUUUGCACUUGUUAACUAGUGAGAUUUACAGAUGCCUUACUACUAAACCUUUAGAGAAUUUUCAUGUGACUAGUUAACUAGUGAGCAAAAAUGGGGAUCACUAAUAAACUAGUACACCUUUUUAAUUAUUACUAAUUAACUAGUUUACAUUGUCACUAGCAGCUAAUGUCUGUCAUUGCUUGUCAUUUUCAAUAGUAGCUGUGACUAGGUAACUAGUUGCACUUCUGGCAUGACUAGUUAAGCUAAAAACAGCCUGAUUUCAAUGUUAUUGAUUUAAUGAUAAAACGGUUUGUCAUACAGAUAAACAUGUUUUACAGACUGCACAAUGAACACAUAGAGUUAGCAGUUAGCAGUUUAGGGACACAGUUAACUGUAAUAAACCAGUUUAGAGGAAAACCCUCCCCUGACUGGAACUCUCAUCCCCCCAGUUUUUAAAAAUUAAGAGUCAUUGAAAGUUAUGGGUUGAAACAAUAUGGAGGUUUCUGGCCUUGUAAUGUUUAAAUGUAACUAAAGAUGGGUGAUACAACGUUACAUUUUCUUAGUUACUUUACUGAACUAAGUAUUCCCAAGAGUGGUUGAACUGCACCUUACUUUGUACUCAUACUGGAGUAGAUUUAUAUGGAUAAACUGUAUUUUACUCAGCUACUUUUAUUCGUUUGUGACAUAAACGAUAGAAUCUGAGCAGUACUACAGUAAUAUCACCAGAUAAUUGGUAAUUAUGAAACGGUCCAAUUCUCAUCAGCAUCAGGGGGGAGGAGCUCUCCAUGACAAUAUGGGAUUAUGAAUAUUCAGACACAUAGGAUGUAUAUUUGUAUAAACCCAGUUUGUAUUUGAAGCUAAACUUUAUUUAUAGAAUUAUAUUUGCAAACAUUUCUUGUUGAACCAGAUGGAAAACAGAAGAGUGAUCCUCUUUUGUUCUGAAAAUCUGUGAAAGUAAUGCUCAAAAGAAUGUAAUGGAAUGUUGUCUUUUUAUUCUGGAAAUACCAUCAUUUGCACAGUCAGUUUUAUUUUUUAAGCCUGAUUUGAAAACUGUAAAUCAGCUCAAACUGUAACUGAAGUUGUUUUUUUAUUUUCAUUUUUUGUAUUUGUUCUUAAAUGUUUUGAUGAAAAGUUACUCGUACUGGAGUAAAUAUACCCGGCCCGCCUCUGAAUGUCAUCACACAGUUUCUAAAAGAAUGUACAAAGUAGUUCCUCCAUGAUUUUACUCUCUUACUGUCUUUGACAAAAUGAACCCUGUGCUGUUUUUCAGAGAGACUUGACACUAGAAACAAGAAAAAUUAUUUCUAAAAAUGUUUGCUGUGACUUUAAAUCAGAAACA
Molecule: messenger RNA, 6225 nt
Organism: Oryzias melastigma (Indian medaka)
Lineage: Eukaryota; Metazoa; Chordata; Actinopteri; Beloniformes; Adrianichthyidae
Gene: asic1c
Product: acid-sensing (proton-gated) ion channel 1c
Exons: 11
Coding region: 1198-2769 (523 amino acids)
Biological process (GO): sodium ion transmembrane transport
Cellular component (GO): membrane
Source: RefSeq, a predicted model, not a curated record